Messenger RNA from Carcharodon carcharias (great white shark), 1488 nucleotides. Its product is annotated as calsequestrin-1-like. Lineage: Eukaryota; Metazoa; Chordata; Chondrichthyes; Lamniformes; Lamnidae. The transcript is spliced from 11 exons. Gene Ontology annotation, biological process: regulation of release of sequestered calcium ion into cytosol. Bases 38 to 1282 code for a protein of 414 amino acids. Gene Ontology annotation, molecular function: calcium ion binding. Gene Ontology annotation, cellular component: sarcoplasmic reticulum lumen. The record is from RefSeq and is a predicted model, not a curated record.
CACCCAACUUCGUCGGCCGCUGAGACUCCGAGGCGACAUGAGGUGCUUCUGGCUUCUUCUGGCCGCCGUGACUCUGGCCCUCGGCUGGGCGGAGGAAGGGAUCGACAUCCCAGAAUAUGACGGCGUGGACCGUGUCCUGCACCUCUCCUCGAAGAACUACAAGCACGUGCUCAAGAAGUUCGACAUCCUGUGCCUCUACUACCAUGAGCCCGUCGAGGACAACAAGGUCUCGCAGAAACAGUUCGAGUGGGAGGAGCUCACCCUUGAGCUAGCAGCCCAGGUCCUGGAGGAUGAGAACAUUGGCUUUGGUUUGGUCGAUGCUGGGGAGGAUGAGGCUGUCGCUAAGAAACUGGGUCUGUCCGAGCAGGGGAGCAUCUACGUUUUCAAGGAAGAUAACGUGAUCGAGUACGAUGGCGAGCUGGCUGCUGACACCAUCGUGGAGUUUCUCCUGGACGUGUUGGAGGACCCAGUCGAGAUGAUCGAUGAUGAGAGUGAGAUCGAUUCCUUCGAGGACGAUGACGAUGAGACCAAGCUGGUUGGUUACUUCAAGAACGAGCACUCUGAACAUUUCAAAGCCUUUGAAGAGGCAGCUGAAGAAUUCCAACCAUAUAUUGCUUUCUACGCAACUUUUAAUAAGCGAGUAGCCAAAGAUCUCGAUCUCAAAUUGAAUCAAAUCGAUUUCUAUGAGCCUUUUAUGGAUGAGCCCAACUCCUUACCUGGAAAGACACACACAGAGAAAGAGAUCGUGGACUAUGUCAAUAAACACAAGAGGGCAACCCUCAGGAAGCUGAAACCGGACAGUAUGUAUGAAACCUGGGAGGACGAUAUCGAUGGGAUACACAUUGUCGUGUUUGCGGAGGAAGAUGAUGCAGAUGGUUACGAGUUCCUUGAGAUCGUGAAGGAGGUGGCAGAGGACAAUACAGACAACCCCAACCUGAGCAUCGUUUGGAUAGACCCCGAGGAUUUCCCGCUGCUGAACCCCUACUGGGAGAAGACAUUCGGAAUUGAUCUCUCAGAACCCCAGAUUGGAGUGGUCAACGUUACAGAUGCAGACAGCGUCUGGUUAGACAUGGAUGAGGAUGACUUGCCAAGUCCUGACGAGUUGGAAGAUUGGAUUGAGGAUGUUCUCUCUGGUGAGAUCAAUACCGAAGAUGAUGACGAUGAUGACGAUGACGAUGAUGAUGACGAAGAUGAUGAUGAUGAUGAUGAUGAAGAGGAUGAUGACGAUGACGAUGAUGAUGACAACGAUGACGAUGAUGAUGAUGAUGAUGAUGAUGAAUAAUUUUACACCCGCAUCACCAAUUCUCAGUGCAAAGCCAUCAAUCAUCGCUCUAUUUAUUGCCAAAAAAUAGCCUGGCCGUGAUUUAUUGCACCUCUUUUUUUUUCUAUCUGUAAAUCUCUAUAACUUUAUCAUUUUCUAUUGAAAAAUCACUGUAGAAUCGUGUUGGAAUGAGGGGAAAAAAAUACAGAGAACAAAAGUGAACCGAA